Arabidopsis arenosa is the source of this 2841-nucleotide messenger RNA. Lineage: Eukaryota; Viridiplantae; Streptophyta; Magnoliopsida; Brassicales; Brassicaceae. The record is from the annotation of a GenBank genome assembly.
AUUUCUUCACUUCACCAAAUUCGUUUUUUUGAAGUUUUUGUGAAGCAGAGUGAGAUUGGCUUUGUUGGGAGAAGAAAGUUAAGCCCUUUUUUGCUGGGUACGGCGUCCAUUUCCCAAAGGCUUCAUUUUGUAUCUUUCCCAGAAAUCAUUUCUGGGUUUUUGAUCUGUUACCCGUUUGAGAUUUCAGAUUGGUUCAGCGGUUGAGAAAGCGGAGAUCUUGAGGUUUUUUUUCGUGGUUUUGUUGAUGAAAGUGUAAUUUGAAUGUCCUCCAUUUCAAGGGUUUCGUUUCCGUCAUGACCACCAAGCGAGCUUAUAAGCUUCAGGAAUUUGUGGCACAUUCUGCUGCUGUCAAUUGUCUUAAGAUCGGAAGGAAAUCUUCUAGGGUUCUGGUAACAGGUGGUGAAGAUCACAAGGUCAAUCUUUGGGCUAUUGGUAAGCCCAAUGCCAUUCUGAGCUUGUAUGGGCACUCAAGUGGAAUUGAUUCGGUGACGUUUGAUGCUUCCGAGGUCUUAGUUGCAGCAGGAGCUGCUAGUGGUACUAUCAAACUUUGGGAUUUAGAGGAGGCAAAGAUUGUCAGAACUCUCACUGGUCACAGGUCCAAUUGCAUAUCAGUGGAUUUUCACCCUUUUGGUGAGUUUUUUGCGUCAGGCUCACUAGACACAAAUCUUAAGAUAUGGGAUAUAAGGAAAAAGGGCUGCAUCCAUACUUACAAGGGUCACACUCGAGGAGUCAAUGUACUCAGAUUCACUCCAGAUGGUCGCUGGGUUGUAUCUGGAGGAGAGGACAACAUUGUGAAGGUGUGGGAUUUAACAGCUGGAAAACUGCUGACCGAGUUUAAGAGUCAUGAAGGGCAAAUUCAAAGCCUAGAUUUUCAUCCUCAUGAAUUCCUACUGGCAACAGGUUCAGCAGAUAGGACUGUAAAAUUCUGGGAUCUGGAAACAUUCGAGCUGAUUGGUUCUGGUGGACCUGAGACUGCCGGGGUCCGUUGCUUGAGCUUUAAUCCAGAUGGAAAGACUGUGCUUUGUGGAUUGCAAGAAAGUCUCAAGAUUUUCUCGUGGGAGCCAAUUAGAUGUCAUGAUGGGGUGGAUGUUGGAUGGUCAAGAUUGUCAGAUAUGAAUGUUCACGAGGGAAAGCUUCUUGGUUGCUCAUACAAUCAAAGUUGUGUAGGCGUGUGGGUUGUAGAUCUCUCGCGUACUGAGCCAUGUAUGGCUGGAGACACUGCACAAUCAAAUGGUCAUUCAGAGAAAAGAUCUUGCUCAGGAAGAGAUCCAGUAGUUCUCAAUGAUAAUAACUCAAAGACAGUUCUCGGGAAGCUGUCAUCGACAUCCCAAAAUUCAGAUUCCUCGAUGAAGGAAUCAAAGCCUUUAGGGAGGUUGUCAGUUUCUCAAAAUUCAGACGUUUCUAAAGAGUCAAGGACUUUGUCAUCCACAGGAAGUUUACCAGGCACUCCACAUAGGGUCAGUUCGACCAAUGUGUCAAAAGCCACUUCGGGUGUUUCAACGGCCGUCUCUAAUGCUGCAACGUCAAGGAGAAAUUUUACGAAAGCUAACCCAAAGGCGAAUCCUGUCAAUAAGGCAGCAGAUUUUGUUCCGGUGAUUGUCCCCAGAGCAGACCCUAGAAUAGAGCAGGCUACUGAAUCCAGAGCAGAACUUGACAUAAUUGCAAGAACCAUGCCUUAUUCAUUGCAGGCGGCUGAUUCUCGAAGGUCACCUAGCAGCAGAAAUAACCCUGAUCUGCCAAAUGCUUCUGUUUCUGAAAUGUCUGAGUCUCAGCCAGUUGAACCAAAUAAUAUACUAGAUGGGGGUACACUUCCUGGUGGAAAGGGUGGCAUGCGGGGUGCAACUGAGCGAAGCAUUAAUGAUUUUAGAUACAAGAGAUAUGGGAGGAGUAAUUCAAGGUCACGGAUGGGGUCACCUCCACGAAACCACGAUGAAAACUAUGACUUGGUAAGCCACAAAUCAAAUAGAGACCCAAGCCCCACUGAAAGUCAGAAAGGAGGAAGAUUCCAGUCGCUCGUCAUAAAUAGAGAGAGAAGAGGAAGAUUUUCAAAUUUCGAGGGUCCUGUUUCGAAUUUUUCAAGUGGAAAUGUGCCUGCUCCAAACAUCCGCCCUUCAAAUAUGUUCAAACAGAGAGGGAACCAUAUGCCAUUAGAACAAGGGAUCGAUUCUCCUUCUGAAGAAAAUAUUGUUGAAGACAUAAUGGGGAAGCACGAUCAAUUUGUCAGCUCUAUGCAGUCUCGUUUGGCUAAGUUACAGGUAGUUCGCAGAUAUUGGGAAAGGAAUGAUGUAAAAAACUCGAUAGGUUCGAUAGAGAAGAUGGCUGAUAAUGCUGUUACUGCAGACGUAUUGGGUAUAAUAACCGAGAGAAAUGAGAUUUUGACACUGGAUAAUUGUACCUCCCUUCUUCCCCUUCUAACAGCUCUUCUAGGGAGCAACAUGGAUCAGCAUGUGAGCGUUUCCCUGGAUUUGCUGUUGAAGCUUGUCAGACUGUAUGGGUCACCAAUUUACUCAUCACUGUCAGCUCCAGCAUCUGUUGGUGUAGAUAUUGAGGCUGAGCAAAGGAUCGAGCGCUACAGCCGUUGCUUUGUAGAGCUAGAGAAAGUCAAAACCUGCCUUCCCUCCCUAGCAAGAAGAGGAGGUUUGGUGGCCAAGUCUGUGCUCGAACUCAAUCUAGCAUUUCAGGAAGUUUCAUCGUAAUCAGUCUGAGUCUUACAAACCCUGGAAACCGCAGAGCAAAGCCUGUCUUCCUCGUGGAAGAACCCGCAUCAUCCCAAGUCCCAACCCUCUGCUUUUUGAUGUGGAUUUGGUUCCAAAGGGAGUCUAACAAAAAAACUAAAAGCUG